Molecule: messenger RNA, 5508 nt
Organism: Malaclemys terrapin pileata
Lineage: Eukaryota; Metazoa; Chordata; Testudines; Emydidae
Gene: CSRNP2
Product: cysteine and serine rich nuclear protein 2
Exons: 5
Coding region: 276-1856 (526 amino acids)
Biological process (GO): regulation of transcription by RNA polymerase II
Cellular component (GO): nucleus
Molecular function (GO): DNA-binding transcription factor activity, RNA polymerase II-specific; sequence-specific DNA binding
Source: RefSeq, a predicted model, not a curated record
GGUGUGUCCGGUUAGAGCCCGAGAGCGCCGAGCCGCCUCCGCCCCGCUCCGCCCGGCCGGACCCUCCCCCCGCUCCUCCUGGCGCGGAACCGCCCGGGAGCCCGGGCCUCGCCCUGCAGCCCCGGCCCGCUCGGCGGGGAGGAGGGAGCGGCGGGGAGGGACCCGCAGCCGGUACCCGCUGAGCCCCCACAAUAGCCCUGGGGCUGCUGUUGGAGUUCUUGCCGCUGACGUCUCCUUUUUUAUGCUCUUUGGCUCUCCAUGCGAGCCAGAGACAAAUGGAUGCAAUCGCCAGCGGCAGCCUCAAGAGGAAGUUUGAAGAUGUGGAUGUGGGCUCGCCCGUCUCCAACUCGGACGAUGAGAUCUCCAACAGCGACAGCGCCGACAGCUGCGAUAGCCUCAACCCCCCAAGCACCAUGGGCUUCAUACCCACAUCCAUCCUGAAGAGGCAGAAACAGCUGCGCAGGAAGAAUGUGCGUUUCGACCAGGUGACCGUGUACUAUUUUGCCCGGCGCCAGGGCUUCACCAGUGUGCCCAGCCAAGGGGGCAGCUCCCUGGGCAUGGCCCAGCGCCACAACUCCGUCCGCAGGUACACGCUGUGCGAGUUCGCCCAGGAGCAGGAGGUGAAUCAUCGGGAGAUCCUCCGGGAGCACCUCAAGGAGGAGAAACUCCAUGCCAAGAAGAUGAAGCUGACCAAGAACGGCACAGUGGAGUCGGAGGAGGCGGACGGCCUGACCCUGGAGGACGUGUCAGACGACGACAUUGAUGUGGAGAACGUGGAAGUGGACGACUAUUUCUUUCUGCAGCCCCUGCCCACCAAGCGGCGCCGAGCCCUGCUCCGGGCCUCCGGGGUUCACCGCAUCGAUGCUGAGGAGAAGCAGGAACUGCGCGCCAUCCGCCUGUCGCGAGAGGAAUGCGGCUGCGACUGCCGCCUGUACUGCGAUCCCGAAGCCUGCGCUUGCAGCCAAGCUGGGAUUAAAUGCCAGGUGGAUCGCAUGUCCUUCCCAUGUGGCUGCUCCAGGGACGGCUGCGGGAACAUGGCCGGGCGAAUAGAAUUUAAUCCCAUCCGGGUGCGGACUCACUAUCUCCACACCAUCAUGAAGCUGGAGCUGGAGAACAAGCGGCAGGUGAACCGGCCCCAGGCCCUGGAGGAGGAGUCUCUCCAUGGCUCCAGCAACGACUGGCUGGGAACGCAGCCCUCGGAGACGCAAGACUUCCAGGAGUUCAUGGCGGAGAACGAGACAGCCGUCAUGCACCUGCAGACGGCGGAGGAGCUGGAGAGGCUGAAGGCUGAGGAAGACUCCAGUGGCGCCAACAUAGAGAGCUUAGGAGUGUGCAUCCUUGAGGAGCCUCUGGCCGUGCCUGAGGGGCUGUGCCCAGGCCUACCCACGCCUAUCCUCAUUCAAGCCCAGCUCCCUCCGGGCUCGUCUGUCCUGUGCUUCGCAGACAGCACCGAGCAGGCAGCCUCGGCUGUGGGCGACCAGUCCUACUUGAACAAUGGGCCGGUGGUGUACUACCAGGUGGACCAAAGGUCCAUGCUGGGGGUGAAGGGCGAGAGUGGCACGGAGGAGUCAGAGAUGCCCUCUCCUUACACGAAUGAGAAGGAUCUGAGCGUCUUCUCCGUCCCCGUGGCCUCGCUGGUGCCGUGCAGCAGAGCCAUGGCCCCGAGCAAGACGGAGACGGGGAAAGUAGCCGCCUUGUCUCUGGAGCCCGCCCCGCCCCACGAGAGCUGCAGGGCAGCCGUAGCUCCCCCGUUCCGUACAAACGCUCCGUCGUCUGGACCGGAGCAGGCCCCGGAGAGAGUGUGUGAGCUGCCUUCCCCGGAGGAGCGCUCCCUGGGGCCCGCCCUGGCCGUGUGACCCUGCCGGGAGCUUUCUCUGAUGUCUAUUUAUUGACAGAGAUUUUAUCGAGUGGCAGUGGCCGCUGAGGAUUAUUUAAUUGGUAUCGGGGGGGGUGGGGGGGGGAGAGAGCCGGGCUGCUUUGUACAUAUGAUUUAAAAGAAAACCAAUGCAACCAAGCGCUUGUGGCAGUCUCUUGAGGCUCCCUCUUCAGAGAGGGUGGGGCAUCACGUCUAACCCUGGAGGUGCUGCUCCACUGCCAGAUGAGGAAGGCGGCUCAGCUGAGCUCCCUCCCAUUUAUGGAACUGGGUGUCUCCUCCCUGCCCCCACAGGGACCAUCCUAUGUGAAUCUGUGUCUGUCUCCUAUAAGCAAUAGUGCGAAACUGCCUCUUGUUCCUCCCCUUCGAGCACCAGACUUGGCCUGUGGGGCAGCAGGAACGCCUUUCCGUGGUUGCGUUCCCCCCCCCCCCCCCCGUGAUCUCGAACGUGUUUGUGUGGCAGAGUCUCCAUCCUGCUUCUCCUCCCAGGUGAAACUGACAACAUUCCUACCAGGCCGUCUGCUUCAGCACUUGCCCUUGGAACCACCUGUCUGAACCCCACCCCAGCAGCGGAACAGCCUGGGCUCUCCGCGCUCCCCCCGGUAGCUGCCACCCUUACCCUGCCCUGAAGAGACGGCUUUCUCUGGAUCAAUCAUCCUCCACGACUGGUUACGUUUCCUCUUUCGGCAUGCAACCAUUUUAUAAACCAGCACCCAGCUUAGAAUCUCCUGCUCAUCAGUAGCUUUGUCCUGGCCCCCCCCUUACUGCCUUCCAGCACUGCAUCACCUGCCCGUUAUGGGCUUGAUGGAAUCCAGUCUUUUUUUUUUUGUUUGUUUGUUUGUUUUUUUUAAAUGUGCUGAAUGUUUACUGGGCCAUUCUGUGACCCAUUGCCUGUAACUGACACUACAGUCCCUGUGCUGGGCUGUGGCAAACCCUUCUGGGAGCUCCCUCUUUGGACCUGGGCUACUCCAAUAGACUUGAUCUUCUCUGUGGAAGUCUGAACGUUGGAUGGUAAAGACUGGUAACCUGGUGGAGAUGUGGGGGAGGGGGGAUGCCACCUGUUUCCUAAUCAUGUCAAUGUUUUCUGUUUUAAUUGCACAGGAAGUGGAGUGGGGAGGGGGAGGACCAAGAACAUGAUCCACACGCUCACCUAAAAAAAACUUCCUGCCACCCAGUCACUUAAUAGCAACCCUCUGUCCUGGCUCAGUCUAAACUGGAGGGCGAGAGGUUUGCAUGCAAUGGAAUUGCAGCCUUGGGUGACUGGGUGGGCAGCAGCUAUUUCAGUCCUUGGAAGAAACUGGCCCUUUCCCUACUAGGACUGUCUGUGAAUUCAGCAGAGAUUGCAAAGGUGCAAUAUGUUGGUGGCAGAGAAGGUGCUGUGCUCUGGGCUUGCAUCCCAGUCUGGUGCAGGGAGGCACAUCAUCAUCAUUCUAAUAAGCCACAGCAUUUCCCCCCGACUCAGGGGGAAAGACUCAAUCUUCUCAAAACUGCCACAAUUUCUGUCCCAACAGCCCAUCAACCCUGCCUUCCAGGCAGGUAGCGAAAGCACUUUUCUCCCUAACCUUAAGAGGCAUCUUUCCUGCUGUGAUAAAAAGCUGGUACAGACCCCUUCCCGAGUCCCCUCAGUCUCCUGGCCCAAGGAGAACACAUCCAGGACCCAGUUGUAUUUCUCUGCACUGUACUUUCUGAAGGGCCAGGACCCAGCAUGACUGUGGCACUAAACUUCUGCGGAGAGCAGAAAUACCUUUCCCGUCUCUUUCAGACGCGUGGAGCCUGCUAAGCUGCCGCAACAAUCUCGUCCAUUUCACUCUCUUCCAUUACAGAUUUCUUAAGAUCCUUGUUUCCCUUCCCAUAGUAAGUAGCUACAGCCCUUAUUUGUGCUGGAAGGAUACAAAGUAGUCGAUGGUGGGUUGACUACAUGUUAACACCUUGCUGGAUCUCUAGGGUGAACAGGGCUCGUGAGCCCACUGGGUUUUGGUGACUGGUAUUUAAGAUCCACUGGCUGCCUGACUUCGUCCUGGCACAGUGAGCAGUUAGAAGUGAAGGUUGUGUUCAGUAAACUAGCCUUUCCUCUAUGGUUUAGACUGUGAACCUCCUCUGGCCUCAGUGUCCGUGUCUCCUUAAACAUCGCCUGCCUGCUGGGGCUACGACCACAACCCCAUCACCAUGACUGUGAGAAAUGGACAAGAACAGCUCACACUGGUGCAGGUGCUGAUGUUUCUUCUCUCCCCGGUUUGUUACCGGGGUGGGAGGCACAAAUGAAAUCACUAAAUUCUCUAUUUCCAAAUUCCACACUCUGAGCUAUAAAGUUGGGUGGUGUAGAAAAGAUGGGGCUGUCUGGCCCACCCCCAGGGCAGCUGUCCUUUCAAAAGUGGGUCCCUAAAGAAGGCUGCUGAAUCUUGCACUUGGUGCUGCCACAGCUGGGCAGCUCCUGUAGACAGCCCAAAUGCCCUCCCGUUUUUGUUGCCUUAAUUCCACAGCCAGUCCCCUUCCUCUGGGACAGCAAGACACGAAGGCUUUAAAAGUCAUUCGUGCAGUAGGACAGCAGCGGAGCUUCUUACGCUACUGAGCGCUUUAAGCUUCAUCCCUUUGCCGAACUGUAACCAGCAGAACGUGCACUUGAGACUGGAAUUAACGGUUCAUAUCUUUCCUAGCAGAUCCCUUUGAAGCAUUUAGCAGGGAGAAUUCUCUUCUUACCUCCCCCCAAACUUUCCAAGAUGGUGCUGCCAGUGAGUAGGAAGAGGGUAGUUGAACCCACAGGUAAAGACAAAAGCUCUCUCUCCCGUCCACCCCCAAAAUCCCCCAUGGAAUAAUCAUCACCUGCGCCAGUAGGACAACUCCCUUCACUUCACACAGCUGACCUGGCUGUGUGUGUGGAUCAGGUGUUGAAUAACUGUGGAUUGGCCAUUUGCCAGACUGACUCCUCCAUGUAUCUGUAAGGGCUUUGGGCAUGCCGUCUGCUCCUAUGAGAAACAGGGCAGCUCUCCUUUGCGAGGGAAAGAGAGUGAGUGGUUCUGCCUGGUGAAUCUUUGAUACUAAAGUUCCCUUCUUGAUUUGCAUCCACGCCCUUCGCUGCUAUAGAAGCAACUGAAUCUAGGCUGGGGCCUUCGGGUGAUGUGGAAAGACACAAAAUGACCAGAGGCUGGACUGCUUUACAUGAAAUGACAGAAGAAUCCUAGGGCAGCAGUUAGGAUGGGGGCUCUCACACUAAGCAAAGAACUAAUAGGAUUUAAUCUAUUUUUACAGAGGUAACAUGAACAUGCAUUUUGGCCUUUUCCCUCCCUCCUUCCCCACACACACUUUGACACUAAUGCUGGUACCGCACUGUGUCUGCUCCUCUUCUGUUAGCCGUGUAGUAAACCCAACAGCCCAUUUCACUUCUGGUGCUACUGAGCUGUUGCCUGUUCCCGUUCUGAGACAUUUUGGUUCUAGCCCCUGCUCCUCUUCCUAUUGAAAUAGUGACUUCGGUCUCCUUUCACACCCUGUAUCCAGGUGGAAUUUUCAAUGUGAAUCCAAAGCUUGUCAGGUCCUCUGCAGUUUUUUUUUUUUUGACCUUUUAGGUUCUUUUCAUUGUGAUAAUGCUGUAUUUAAAGAGAAUAUUUAAGUGUAAAAAUAAAUAAAUGCUCAAACUUGCA